Schistosoma bovis is the source of this 2477-nucleotide messenger RNA. NCBI's taxonomy places the organism in Eukaryota, Metazoa, Platyhelminthes, Trematoda, Strigeidida, Schistosomatidae. The record is from the annotation of a GenBank genome assembly.
GACAACCUUUUGGGUACAAUUCGACAGGACCGCUACUUCAGUUUUUAGAAUCGCUGUCCUGAUGUCAGACCGGAAAGCGGAGUUAGAGCGAAAAAAAGCAAAGCUUCUUGCUAUGCGAGAGGAAAAAAAGAAAAGAGAGGAAAUAAAGAAAACUGGUAUUUACGAUGCUGAAGUCUCAGACAUACGUCAAACGACUGAGGAAUUAUUAAAAGAUCUUGGCUUACCUGAACCCGUAGUACCUCAGGCUAGUAACAUACGUGAACUAGAAUCACCGUCUCUUGAUACGAUUGAUGGCGUGCUCCAACGUAAUUCCAAGAAACGGAAAAAUUUGCAAGUUUCUGAUGUUUUUGAGAUUGCGAUUCCUCCUCCGGAAACCAUAAUUUAUAGCAAAGAAACUCAGACUCUAGAAGAACCUCAAGAACGGGAAACAGGUCGUUCAACCGAUUAUUAUGUAUUAACAUACGAUGAAGGUAAUCGUGAUGAAGUGGAUGCCAAUGCUGCGUUAGCGGAACUGGAAAAGAUGCCUCAUAUCGGUGUCACUAAAACUGGACAAUCUCGUGGAAUAUUAGAUAAAAUUGAUGGAAUACGGACAAGUACUGAUGGUGUUGACGAGAAUACCUCAAAUGAUAUUCAACGUAAUGAUAUUAUCCUAAUGUCAGAGGAGGAAAAAGCUCAAUUAUUAUCAUCCGAUGCUUUUCUACGCUUUUUUGAACGUUCUUCACGUAUAAUUGAACGAGCGAUUUGUCAUCCAGAUGAAGGUAUCUUUUUGGAUUAUUCCGGUCAAGAUCUUGAAACUGAAGAGUCUGAUGAAUUGUUAACUGUAUCGAAUGAAUUUUUUGAUGAAAGAUGGUCUAAACAUCGUACAAUCACUGGUUUAGAUUGGUCAACUAUAUUUCCAGAAUUAUUACUUACAGCAUAUCAUAUGAAUGAAGAAGCUGUUCAUGAACCUGAAGGUGUUUGCUUAAUGUGGAAUAUGAAAUAUCCAAAGAAAUUAACACCGGAAUUUAUAUUUCAUUGUCAAUCCCCAGUUACAUCGGCUAGUUUAUCACGUUUCCAUCCAAACAUUGUAGUUGGUGGUACUUAUUCUGGACAGAUUGUCUUAUGGGAUAGUCGAGUCAAUAAGCGAACACCAGUUCAGCGUAGUCCAUUAACAUCAUGGGCUCAUACCCAUCCAGUAUUUGCAAUUACACUAAUUGGUACUCAGAAUGCCCACAAUAUUAUUAGUUUAGGAUCAGAUGGCUCAUUGUGUGCAUGGAGUUUAGAAAUGUUAGCACAACCACGAGAGAAAAGUAAAGUUUGUGAAAUGUCUUCUGGUGGUCUGUUCGAUCUUUAUCCUACAUGUAUGUCAUUUUUUGCUAAUGAUGUGAAUAAUUACGCUGUUGGUGCUGAAAAUGGUAAUGCUUAUUGUGGACAACGGCAUAGCAGUCGUACGGGUGUUGCUGAAGAAACUUCACGUCAUGUUCCUUAUAAAGGACAUGGUGCACCUCUUACAGCCAUCUCUACUCAUCCAAGUCCUGGUGCUUUUAGUUUUUCAUCGCUGUUUCUUACUGCAUCAUUAGAUUGGACUGUACGUUUAUGGUCUACACGUGAACAUAAACCUAUACAUACAUUUGAUGAUUAUUCGGAUUAUGUAUAUGAUGUAUGCUGGAGUCCUAUACAUCCGGCUGUAUUUUCCGCUGUUGAUGGUACUGGAAAUUUAGAUAUAUGGGAUAUGAAUCAAGAUGCUGAAAUUCCUGUGGCUCGUCGCAAAUUAGGAUUAUCAAGCAAUGUAGACACAUCUUCAUCGUCAUCAUCUGGUCUAGUUGGUGUUGCUUUAAAUAAAUGCCGUUGGAAUAUUGCAGGCACACAUGUAGCUGUUGGAGAUGAUACCGGUCGUGUUACUGUUUGUAAUGUUCACGAAAGUCUUUCUCAACCUGCCACUGAUGAUUGGUCUAGUUUCGCACAUGUAUUAUCUGAUCUUAAACACUAUGAAAUGGAGCCAGAAGUAGAAACAGAAGCAUAAUCUUGGUUUAAGGCCUGAUUUUCUCUAUUUUUUUUGUAUUUCUGUGAAUCAUACAUACCUCUUCUAUGUAACACCAAUCAGCUUCAAUCUUAUUUUAGGUUGUUUUGAGAACUGAAGUUGCAUUUGUAAGUUGACAUUAACAUAUUUGGUUUUCAUGACAAUUGAUAAAGUACUUUAAUAUAGGGGUUCCGUUUAAAAAAUAUCUUUAAAAGGCUGUGUUGGGUUUCUUUCUUUUUUUUUUAGAAAAAGCUUCUAUGACUUGUAUUUUGUUUUAUUUUGGUCCUAUCUAAUUAUGUAAGUAGUUUAAGAUGACAGUGUGCAAUGGAGUUCUCAAUUUCUUCACUUUUAUUCAAAUUUUUGUUAUUUGUGAUAAUGCUCCUAAAUUUCAUAAUAUUUUGUCUGACUCGGUUACUUUUGAUGCUUCCUUAUAAUUAUCAUAAAUAAUACUGAAUAAUAAAAAUCGUCUUUAGUUUUC